Molecule: messenger RNA, 3213 nt
Organism: Triplophysa rosa
Lineage: Eukaryota; Metazoa; Chordata; Actinopteri; Cypriniformes; Nemacheilidae
Exons: 20
Coding region: 116-2734 (872 amino acids)
Biological process (GO): integrin-mediated signaling pathway; protein localization to plasma membrane; T cell receptor signaling pathway
Cellular component (GO): plasma membrane
Molecular function (GO): protein binding
Source: RefSeq, a predicted model, not a curated record
AUAUUCAUGAGCCAAGCCUUCAAGAGCGCGCCAGGUUUAAAUAAACUCAAGUCAAAACAGCAUUGCGCGUCUGAACGCGUCGUGUGAGUUAUCAGGGUUUAGUUUGUGUUAUGUGAUGUUCAUGGAGCCCGUUUUCGGCCAAGAAGGAGAUAAAACAACAAUGGAGAAGGAAGUUUCCAAUUUCAAAUCCAUCAGGGCAAAGUUUCAAGAGGAGAUCUUGGCUAAAAGCAGACCCAUGCUUCCCGAGAAACCCAAACGCCUCCCAACAGCAUCUUUCGGCCGCUCGGGUUUAUUUACCAUAACCUCCAGUCCAGCUCUGGAGACCAAGACCCCCGGCCUACCUCGAGUCAUUUUCCGAGAAGACCAGCAAGUUCCUUCAGGAAAACGGCCUCUAUCAUUUCCGAGCUUUGCUCACACGACACCUGAAGAUGGCGGAAACAGGCAUUCGCUUAAAGUCCGACAUUUGCCCCUCGUGUUGCCGAUUUCAACCGAGCCGAAGCGCGAUACCGCCGCUCCGAUCACCUCGCCUCUCAAAUGCGUCAAGAACCCAAUGCCUGCACCAUUCAAGCCAAGCAAAAUGUCACUAUGUGGUAAAGAGACUGUUAAACACGGGCUGGAGCUCAUGCAGAGCGGCACUUCUCAUGUUCACACCGAAGAGUCCGCUGUUAAGGCCGUGAACACAGAACACGUGGAGAUCCACCAGACGUGGGUGUCAAACCCUGGCUCGCGGUGUCCCAGUCCACAGCACCCGUCUACGUCUUCACCUUCCGAAACAUUGACAGAUUCGUCUACUAGCAGUGUCACCCAGUUCUUCGACCAGCAUGUGUUCAGCACGCUCGAGAAAGCCAAGAAGAAGCUCUCUCAAAAGAACCUGCUGGUGUGUGGCAGACCAAAGAGCUUCUACCCUAAUAAAGGCGUAACAUCCACCGGAAGUCCUCCGUCUCCUACUGAAUCUGAGCGCUCUCAUCCCGAGACUGUGUUUCCUGCGCGGGCCAGAUGUCCCUUUAACGGUGUCCCUGUUUAUGCAUCCACGUCUCCAUUUCGGGUUAAUAAAACAUCACCAAGUGCCGUCACUCAUAUAAGGCUGAAUGGAGUCGCACAGCUAGAAAAGGAUCAUUCUCAAGUACGCAAACCUCUGCCUGACCUGGCAACCCUGGGGCCUUCGCCAUUAAAGCCACCUAGACCUCCGCAUGUCAAUCUCAGCAGAUGUAAAACUCGAGGUCACUCCAUCGACUCAAGUGAAAAACACAGCAAUGAACGUGAACCUGAGAUUCUGGCCAGCAGAAAUGCAUCGAUUGAGGGUGCGACCGUGCCACCCCCUGAAUUUCCAGAUUUUGAUAGUUUUGCCGCAGAAGCCAAAGAGAGUAAUGCCAUGAACAUAGCAGCUCUGGAAUUAGAGGCGACAGAAUUUCCAGAGUCGGGUUCUUUGCCUCCGCCACCUCUGCCGGAUGAAGUCGAUGGCGUGCGCUUUCAGGCUCCGCUGGUGCAACGUAGUCCAAGUCGUGAUGGUUCACAGAACAUGUGGUCAGGAGAGGUCCACACCGGAUCUUUAGAGGAGAAGAGAAACGUAAAGAUCUUGUCAUCGGUCGCCCCUUCAGAGCCAGUGAGUGCAGAUGUCGGAGUGAAUGGAUCACACGUCUCAAAUCACUCCAGCGGUGAACAGCAACUUCCAUCAGAAUCUAACUCUUCUCAGCAGGAGCAUAUCCACGAAACCUGUGAUAAUGUCUAUGAGGAUGUGGAGUCGGUCCCCAAAUUCCCUUUCUCUCAAAACUCCAGGAAGCGUAAAGGACCUCCAAAAAACCCGUACGCUGAUAAUGGCCAUGUGAAAGAGGAGGUGCGGAGAAAUAUGUGGCAUGUCACUCCGUGGUCCAGUUCUGAAGAUCAAAAUGGCCCAACACAACAUGACGGGAAAGAGCAACUAAGCCCUGAACACUACGAUGAGAAAGAGCAGAAGAAGAAAGAAAAGCAACGUCUGGAAAGGGAGAAGAAAGAACAAAAAGAGAAACAGAAAAAGAGGAAUGAGAUGCACAAGAAAUUUAAAAUCACCGGACUGGAGGAGCCCAUGUAUCACGCCAGAGUUCUCGUGGCCAGCAAACUGCGUAAACACGACCUGUCCGUCAAGAGCGGAGACGUCAUCAGCAUCAUCCGAACUGUCAGCUGCCCCAAAGGAAAGUGGCUAGCCAGAGACGCCAACAACAAAUAUGGCUACAUAUCUGUAAUGAAUGUGGAGUUGAACAUUAAAGAGAUGCUGGAGCUCGGGAAAAGAGCGUCACAGGCCGCUGGACGAGGCCAAACGGAUGGAGAUAACCUCAGCUUCAGCAGCAGGUCAUCUCAUCAGAAUCCAGUGCUCACAAGCAGCUUCUCUGAUGACAGUGAAGAGUGGACAUGUGAUGAAGAGACGGUGUCGCCAUCUGCUGAAAAUUUGAGUCAGAACAGAGCCGUCUCUAUGCCUGACAUGUUUUACAGUAACUUAUCUGCUCAUCACACUGUGAGUGACGGCAGCACGGAGGACAUCAACACACAGAGUGAAGCUCUGCAGAAACUGGCUGUGUUUUUUCAGAACGGCCAUGAAAACCGCAUCACCACGACGGAAAAUGAACUACAUCUACCAAACGCUGAUGAUUCAAGUUUUCUUAGUACCAUGGAUGAGCCUCCAUACUUAGAGGCAGAAGACUUUCAGUUUGCAGACGUUGAUCUACUGCCGCCCCCGGCACUCUACGCCGACUCUCAGUGAGACCGCUGUUCAGUUGACCGCAGUCGCCUCUGUCAUGACUGAGAAGUUUCACCCUUGAUCGGCAGAUGGUCUUUACUAGAAAUCCAUCACUUUUGGGUUUAGUCACUGAAAAUAGUCAAAUGAGACAUAAAAGGACUUUGUGACAAUGUAUUUCUCCUGAGGAAACACUACAGUAAAUUGUGGCAUUAUGUUGGCAGUAAACUUCACUGUGAGCGAAGAGCAGGACAUGAAAGAGGACAAACCCGGGACUGAAUGAAAUGGGAAUGGCACACAGUGCUACUGUAUGUACUACUGAUAAACAAUACUAAAGUCAUCUGUACGGAUCGAAAGUGACUUGAAAUUAAUUCUGUAUGAUCUCUGUAAAAUACACCUUUGAGUUGGUUUUGUUUUCUUUGUUUUAUUGUGUCUGUAUUAUAUGGGCACUUUGGACAGUUGGUGGUUUGAUCACGUGAAUGUUGUCUGUAAUAAAUUGUUCAGUA